AACCCUGGUUUUUAAUCAAUGACGACUAUAAACAAUUUAAGAAUUCACUAAAAAAAAUCCAUAAAUAUAACUUUCGACUUAAACACAUCAUUAAACCAUGACGGAUCCCUGGUCGGUCCAAGGCACAAACGAAGUUACACGACAAGAUAAUUCAACAAACGAGUCCAAAGAAAAUAACCAACGUAAAAGUGCUGAUCCAAGAAACGAUUCCCAAACUUUGGGGUUUGAGGAUAGUUUCAUUCAAGAAGAUAAUAAUUCCAAUACAAUAGUGGUAGCAGAUAGUGAUAAAACCUCUUCAAAGGAAGACGCGCACACUGAGCAUCAACCUCUGUCCGAUUCUGAAACAUAUUUGCAGAGUUUAGAACGUAAACUUGAAAAACUUAAAAAAGGCUCAAAACUAGUUGACGCUUUAUCGGAGAAGCGGGACGAUUGCCUGCGCUCUAUGCUGCAGAGUAAUUCGAGCAACGGUUUCAAUAAUGAUACAUUGUUGGAGUUAGAAGCAAGCAUUACAAAUUCUGACUCAGCUGUACAAAACUUGUACAGACAAAUACAACCUGUCCAACCGGUAACGGUGGGUGAAACUGUGCAUAUAGUGAAAUACGAUCAACUGGAAGAGCAACGUUUGGAGGCUGAAACUGAAGCCACAAACGAAGAACUAGAAGAAAAUCUACCAGACAGCCGCUAA
Messenger RNA from Calliphora vicina (urban bluebottle blowfly), 685 nucleotides. RefSeq lists its product as uncharacterized. Lineage: Eukaryota; Metazoa; Arthropoda; Insecta; Diptera; Calliphoridae. Gene Ontology annotation, biological process: cilium organization. The record is from RefSeq and is a predicted model, not a curated record. Bases 98 to 685 code for a protein of 195 amino acids. The transcript has 2 exons.